AGUUGAUUUCUUUCGUUUUCUGAAUAAUAAAUUAUUAUUCAUAUUUUACCACUUGCGUUAGUUCUUACUUGGUAUUCACUCGUCAACGACGGUUGAUAAUUUUUUUCUCCUAUUAAAUACAUGUAUAUCGAGUGCUUAAAUCGUGAAAUUCUCAGUUGAUUCCAGUUCCAUUAAAAAAAUUUUUAUCACCAAUCUGACAUAACUCACAUACUGUGGGCUAUAAUUGACAGAAGUGUGAAGUUGAGAAGAAAUAUUUUGGAACAUGGAAGACAAAGAAUUUACAGGCUUGGCUGCUCUGGCAUCCGAUGAGCAAAAUUCUUCAGCCGACACGCCGGUUACUCUUCCCGUCCAACGGGCUCUAAGUGCAGCAAACUUUCAGGCGACUUUGCAAAAAUUUCGAGACGAAGAAAAUGUGGUAACUUCACGGUUGGGUAAGAGAUUUGGAAGAUCUGCAGGAAGUAUUUUGGUUACUACCAAAGUCAGCAAAGAGGUUUCAGACGUUAGUGAUGCGAGAGGCUGCAAGCAAACUUCUAUCAAUAUUAAAAUACGUUUUUCCGACGCUGAAUCCGCGCCGAACUUGAAAUGUAUGUCCGGUGCACUCGCUAUUCCUGUGCUGCCGUCAGAUGAAAAACUCAAGGAUGACUCGACGCAAUCGCCGAACAAUCAACUUUCGGAGGAGUCCGACCAACUAGCCCGACCAACCAGCGAGUCCCCAUGUCGAGCGUUUACAGCGAGGCCUAAUGAAAUUUACGAUAAAGAUGAGAAACUUUACGCUAAUUUCGAUGAAACAAAGCCUCGAACGCCGACCGAGCCUCAGUUCACGCGGAGUGUGAGCUCGAGUUCCGUGCCGGCAGUCACUACACCAAAGAUUAUUGGCGCUGUCUUGAAGACCGGUCAAAUAAUUACGUUUACUGACACUGAUGAAAGCGAUUAUUCUGCUACGGCUGUACCUGCUGUUGUGCACAAUGGAAUAAAAGAAGGCGUGUCUGACGAGAAUGUUGAGAAGAAGUCGGGCGCGGAGAGCUGCUCGUUUCCGGAAAUGCGGGAUUGUGCGCUCGGCUCAGCGUUGUCCCCGCCACGCGUGCAUGGCACUAACGGAAGACCUGACCGCAGGGCAGACCUGGCCGCGUCACCCAGUCUCGCUGCCGCCAGCAGGGCCGAAGAGUCAGCGAGCUUCGGCGGAUCGGAAUCCCCGACAGCGAUCCCUCAGAAGCCGCAUGACACCAGUGUCAGUACUCGCCUCAGGCGUCUGUCGUCAGCUCAUCUGCAGGCGUCAGUUGUAAGAGUCAGGACCUCCUUCAGACGGGCUCUGGCUAGCAGCUGCUCUUCCGGGAGCGGACUGUAUGGAGCCUCGUCAUGGGCUUCACUUGUGGGUGACAACGAUGACUCCUUCUUGACAGCUGAAGGUCCCUCGAGCACAUCUGCUCCUGCAGCGGCUUCUGUUGUAGAUUCCGUGCAGCAUGAGGCUGCUGCGGAGCCUGAACAGAAUGUUGCUCCAUCUGCACCACAAUUAUCCGAAUUUGAUGUUACACGAACAACUGAGGUUCGAGAUACCCAUGCCUUUGCAAGGGUUGUAGCCUUCCUGCGUAAUUUCUGGUGCCAGAUUGCAGGAGGCUUAACAAAGAUCAGGAACCGCGUGCUGGAAAUUCUAUCCUACUGUAGAUCUUGCUUUAAAUCCUCUUAUACCGUACAUUCUUAAAUAACUUAGGCUUCUGACUUAUUUUUGCCAAGAAGAACGUAUAGCAUGAACUUGUGUUUCACGCACGAAGGACUAUACCGACUUUUAUUAGAGCCUUACUUAAAUAUCCAUCUAUUAAGUGGAGACCAAUUAUCCAUUUCGUUACUAUGGUUUAUGAUGUGGCUAAACUUUAGGACGAAGGCCAGUUGGUUUUGUUGUUACGAUGCUUUUCAAAUCUGAAGCGCAAAUACCGUUAUCUCCGUUAUCUGUAUUGUGUGCCUCCUUUAAUUAAUACCUGACGGUACGACGGACCAUUCGUCCCGAUAUAACUUUUAUUUAAUUUUAUUUGACCUAAGUAACUAUCUAAUGCUCAGUGUCUGGUAAAUACCGGUUAGUUGUAGUUGCUGUUUGUGAAAGAUGAUGUCUUUUUUUUUUUGUAACCGAAAUGCUUCAAGCCUAUCUUCAACCACUUGAGAAGCCCAUGUAAAAUCGAAUUCAAAAAUGAUUACGGUGCUAUUUUCCGUGUCAGAAUUUUUAAUAUUCGAUUUUUAGUGUAACCAAUGUAUGGUUUUGACGUAAAAUUUUAAUGCUGGUCCACUGAAUUCGAUGCAUUUACCUCAAUAAAAGAUUUAAUGCGCAUAAAACUUCUUGAUUCAUUUCAAGUAGCAGUUUUCUCCUCGAAGCGGAUCUUGACAGAACUGAUUUUGGAGCCUUACCUGCUUCUAGUCUGCAAGUCACUGAAGAGUAAUAAAUAUACCAUUUAUUCGUACCAGUUAGUAAUAUUUAUGACAUGGAAACAAUCUGUAAUUACGAUCUUUUGAUUUCAAUAUUUUUUGCAUGAAGGCAAAUUUAUUCGGUAAUGAUGCUCUGUUGUUAAUACAAUGGGACGAAGCAACAUAUUGUUCAUGACACUACCAUAUUUCAGCUAAGCCCAAACUUACGAAACUAUAUCCCA
Molecule: messenger RNA, 2633 nt
Organism: Hyalella azteca
Lineage: Eukaryota; Metazoa; Arthropoda; Malacostraca; Amphipoda; Hyalellidae
Exons: 3
Coding region: 263-1699 (478 amino acids)
Source: RefSeq, a predicted model, not a curated record